This is a messenger RNA of Suillus paluster, 2088 nucleotides long. Its product is annotated as RNI-like protein. The coding region runs from base 88 to 1980 and encodes 630 amino acids. Gene Ontology annotation, biological process: SCF-dependent proteasomal ubiquitin-dependent protein catabolic process. The record is from RefSeq and is a predicted model, not a curated record. The transcript is spliced from 8 exons. Lineage: Eukaryota; Fungi; Basidiomycota; Agaricomycetes; Boletales; Suillaceae. Gene Ontology annotation, cellular component: SCF ubiquitin ligase complex.
AAAUUUGUGACAAGGCGCGUCAAGAUACGGUUUUGACCUUUGACAUCGUCGACAGCCUUUAAUCACUUAUUUUCAGUGCUUUCCGCAAUGAGCAGACGUGGAAACAAUGUUCGGGGACCUACAUCUGCAUUGACUGAGUUCCUUAGGGAAUCAGGCAUCAAUCCUACUACGAUUGCACGUCGAGUAGCUACACAGAAUCAGCCUGAGAACCAGUCUCAAGAUCAAUCUGUGGCUGGUCCGAGUAACGCCGGAGAUAAUGUGGAAGAGCAACAAGAGGAAAGUGUUCCGCAGGCAUCGAAUGGUCGACGUGGUCGAGGCAGAACCACUGGAUACGCCUCAGACGAGCUCGACGAUCCUGCGGAAGAAUCUACUAUAAAGAAGCGGAAGACUACAAAGGGUCGAGCGACUGCCGCUGCGAAAGCCAAGGCCAAGAAGAAAGCCAAAGACGAUGGAGAAUAUGAAGGUUCCUCUGAGGACGAGUACAGGGCGAUGUCGAAGAAUCUCUGGUCGGUGGGUGGCAACGGUGGCCCUAAACCUUCAGCUGGAAGUUUUGAAACCUGUGCGAGAUGCGAAAAGCAGUUCACUGUGACAAAGUACACUAUGGCAGCCAAUCCGCCUCCUGGCUAUCUCUGCCACCAAUGUGCCAAGGCUUCUGGUACUGAUCCUUUCAAGAAGCCGGCAGUCCCUCGCAAACGCGCUAAAGUGGUGGAGAAAAGGGAUGUUGCCAGUUACGAGGAACGCCGUCUGCCAUCUCUUGCGGCGAUGUGCAUUGAGCUUAUUACCCGCUACAUCGAUGAUGUGGAAGCUUUGGGUGAUAUUGGUUCCCUGAACAUGGAUGAAAUUGCGAAAGCACUUUCCAAGAACCGCGGUCUCACCCCUCAGAACGCACAUCUAUUCUAUGAUGUGCUCAACAAGAAACUCAGAUUCUACGAUGCAACCAAUCUGACUCCAGACGCACUGACGACCCUCGCUUCCCUAAAUCCCAACUUGACCCACUUACACCUCGAUUAUUGUGGGCGUCUCACAUCGCCCGUACUUUCGGGUUUUCCUACUUCAAUGCCGCAGCUGACUUCCCUGACACUCGUUGGCCCGUUCCUCGUACGCGCGGAAGCUUGGAUCGAAUUCCUCAAGGCUAUGCCAGGGUUACGAGUGUUCAAGAUUACCCAGAGUCCAAGAUUCAACUUAGAAUGCAUGCAGACGCUCGCGGAUAGCUGUAAAAGGUUGGAAGAGCUCUCAUUGAGGGAAUUUGGUUUGAUGGACAACGAGUUUGCCGAUCCUUUGUGCUCUCUGUCUCCAUUGAGAGUGCUAGAUCUCGCAUGUCCGGACAUAGGCAUAGAUGAAGACGGUUGGAUGAGGCUUAUGGAAAGGCACGGGGGCACCCUUGAAACUCUUGAUGCCUCAAAGCAUGAAGGAUUCACUGACCACGUUCUUCAGCAGGGCGUCAGGAGAUACGCCCGUACUUUGUUCGAAUUAAAACUGGACCACUGCCUUAGUCUCACUGAUGAGGGCGUCGCGCAAUUCUUUGGCAACUGGGCCUAUCCCAUGUCCACUCUGAAAGACGAAGACAACGAUAUGGAUGUGGACUCCGACCCUGUGGAGGUCAGUCUCACUUCCCUCGAGCCAUUCACGCCGAAUCCUCCGUUGCACGCACUGUCCCUUGCCCGAAACGAAGAACUCUCAAGUGCGGCACUCACAGCUGCCAUCAUACAGUCUGCUCAGUCGCUCACGUGGUUGAGUGUGAAUGGACUGCGUAGCGCUUCGUCUGAAGCACUUGCAGAGAUCAAGAGAGCAAAGGAACUGCGCUAUCUCGAUGCCGGGUGGUGCCGGGAGCUAGAUGAUUUUGUAAUGAAGGAUGUUGUCACAGCGUGCACGAAGUUGAGCGAAAUUAAGGUAUGGGGAUGUAGUCGCGUAAGGGGUGUUGGUUGGGGCAUAAAGAGAGCCAUCAAGGUUCAUGGGAUCGAACCGACUGGGGGCAUGUAAAAAUAUCGUAGUUAAGGGUACACCUGAUACGGCGUUGCAUGUACAUGCUAGAUCAAUGGGACACUGGUAGAACGCUUAGUGGGAUUUCCCAUGGAAAAAAUCUUCAAA